AGUGUGCCUGGAAAUAAGAGUGGAAGAGAGAGUGGGAAACAGAGCACAUGAUCCACUGGGGAGAGUGGGAGUAGAAAAGAGCUGAACAGAGAGGAUCAGAGUAUCCUGACUUUGUAGUGAGAGCUUAGUGGAGCGUGGAGAGCUGGAGCGUGACGUGGUAGGAUGAGGAGUUUCUUCCGAUGUGAUCGGUCUCCAGCACAUGCUCAGAGGCGCUUCCGCAUGCACACAUUGUGACAGCUCUUCUAACCAGCACUGAGCUUCUGUGGAGAGCACUAGGUCAUGUGUACCUACUGGAGAGGCAUUAUAUCCAUCUACAGUCUCUACAGCUGUCAGCUUCUGGGUUGAUAAGGACGGGAAUUACCAGGAAACAAUACUUCGUUUAAACAGGGGAAACCCCCUUAGUUCCUGCUGUGAGGACAUUUUUGGACAUCUGAGGCUCCCCCUCACUUCAGUAAGCCUGCCCAUUGUAUUUUACCAGCAGCAUGCAGGUCUCUUUUGUGUGUACGGACCACCGGGCUGUUAGCCGUAGUACUGAGGACCGGCUGAAUAGGCAGAAUGCUGGUAGCCCCAGUCUGGGCACCAAGAAUAAGUUUCGCACUGUGGCAAUGGUGGCACGCAGCCUGGGGCAGCUCUCUGUGCAGAACCUGCCUUCAUCCAGUGACCACUGUGUCCGGAAUGGCAUGAAGUAUAGAAACCUUGGAAAAUCUGGUUUACGGGUGUCAUGUCUAGGGCUGGGCACGUGGGUCACUUUUGGAGGUCAGAUCACAGAUGAGAUAGCAGAGCAGUUAAUGACUCUGGCAUAUGAAAAUGGGAUCAACCUGUUUGACACGGCUGAGGUGUAUGCUGCGGGCAAGGCCGAAGUGGUUCUUGGCAGUAUAAUAAAGAAAAAAGGAUGGAGACGCUCCAGUUUAGUUAUUACCACCAAGAUCUACUGGGGUGGAAAAGCAGAAACAGAAAGAGGAUUGUCAAGAAAGCAUAUAAUAGAGGGUCUGAAAGCGUCUUUGGAGAGAAUGCAGUUAGAAUAUGUUGAUGUAGUAUUUGCUAAUAGACCGGACCCCAACACACCGAUGGAAGAGACGGUGCGAGCCAUGACCCACGUGAUUAACCAAGGAAUGGCCAUGUACUGGGGCACGUCUCGCUGGAGCUCCAUGGAGAUCAUGGAAGCAUAUUCAGUGGCACGGCAGUUUAACCUCAUCCCCCCAAUCUGUGAGCAGGCUGAGUACCACAUGUUUCAGAGGGAGAAAGUAGAGGUUCAGCUACCUGAGCUCUUCCACAAGAUAGGUGUUGGUGCCAUGACCUGGUCCCCUCUGGCUUGUGGAAUAAUCUCAGGGAAGUAUGAUAGUGGUGUUCCUCCUUCCUCACGUGCCUCUCUGAAGGGCUACCAGUGGUUGAAGGACAAGAUCCUGAGUGAGGAAGGCCGGCGUCAGCAGGCGAAGCUGAAAGAGCUGCAGGCCAUCGCAGAGCGGCUCGGCUGCAUGCUGCCCCAGCUGGCCAUCGCAUGGUGUCUAAGGAACGAGGGGGUCAGCUCUGUGCUGCUAGGGGCAUCCAACACUGACCAGCUCAUGGAGAACAUAGGAGCCAUCCAGGUUCUAUCCAAGUUGUCAUCCUCAAUCAUUCAUGAGGUGGACAGUAUUCUAGGAAACAAGCCAUACAGUAAAAAGGACUACAGGUCCUAAAGGAAGCCUUUAUCCGCUUGCUGUCCUUUUGCUCCUAUAUCUGCUUGAGCUUUAACUGAAUGAGACUUUGGCUCAUGGGACUGCUCUUACACAGUGGCAGUUUGUGCUGGAGAUACCAACUCGUGCUCAGUAGAGUCUACAAAAAUGACUAGGAAGAUUUAAAUGUCUUCAGAACGGCAAAGGGAGGAUCAAAUCAUAGCCAAAAUCAACUGGACCAGCUGGACAUGCAGACCGCUCCUUUACCCCACAGAGGCGCCUCUGAUACAUGCACGUUCAUUGACUCUCUUGCUUUUUCCCUUUUAGGAAUCUUGUAGUAAACACACAGGAUUCCAGAGAAAGUCUGUAUGUAUGCUAUAACUGCAUGUGAUUCACAGACCUAUACACAUGCUUUGUGUCCGUUCUCUUAGAAAUUAUACCACUUAAAAAUGCUUUUGGAAAAUAGUUAGCAUAUUAUUUCUAAGAGCCUUGGUUGUGUAUUUCAGCCUCUGGAGAAUUACAUUUGCAUUAGUGAAGGUCAGUUCAGUAGAAACUUCAUGCCUCUCUGAAUGGAGGUGGAGGUUGAAUUCUUUUCUCUCGCAUAGACUAAAGUUUGACCUUAACAUCUGUAGUGACACUACAUCCUGUUCACAUCCAUUAGAGAUUCCUAAACAUCAGAUUGUGUGAGUAGAACAGUUUAUGAAUUUGACAAGUUAAAUUAAAGAUUUAAGAACAGCAUUUAACUAGCACAUUUUGUCUUUUCAUCAUUACCAGUAGCUUGUCUAAUCGUGGAAACAGCAAAAAGAUUGGUCAGUGACUGUGUUUUGUGUAGGAAUGAAGUGAACAUCUUAAACAUUACUUCAUGCACAUUUCUCAGAGUCACUGAAGGAACACCAAAGAAUUCAUGUUAUGUAUGUAUUCUCAUCUAUUUUACUCUUAUUCUUACACGCUGGAAACACAGACAGGGAUGCUUAUUUAGCAGGGGCAUAUAAUAUAACUAUUAUAUUAUAAUAUUAGCUGUAAUAUAUAGUAUAAAAUUAAGUAUAAUUAAUCUUAUAUCCAUUCAGUGUUUGAUUUGCCUUAAUGCUCAAAUUUUCUCAGAAAUGGUCAAUUUCUCUUUUUAAUUUCUCAUUAAACUUAUCCUGUUUCAUACAUCAACUGUAUAUUUAUAACAAACCUUUCUACUGUGUUUAUGGAGUGGGUUUUUUGGUUGUUGGGACUGGUGUUGUUUGUGCUUGUCUCUUCAUGAUGAAAGUUAAGGUAUUAAAAUAUUACAAAAUAGUUUUAAAGAGGUUCUAGUUGAUUUUCACUCCAGCUAGUGUUUACUUAUUGGAGUUGCCUUUUUUUCUGGAUGAGCAGGCAGUAGAAUGCUGUAUAUCUUGCGUUAUUUGUAGGGCCAGUGGCUCCCUCUGCUGACCGGGGAUGUUCUUUGACAAAGCCAUAAACCUACAGCUCCACCCAAACCAUGCAUGAAAACAGGCCCAUGUCCCACACAAUGACAUCUACUGAUUUAUUAUCAAUUUAUUGUCCUAUAAUGGCACUUUAUUAUACUAAUAUUAUUCUGUUUGCAUCGUAGGUCAUUAUGCACAUCUAGUAUGAAACUGCAAAGUGAAGUAGAGCUCAUAAAAGCAUCACUGUGAAGGAUCAGGCUUUAUUUUAUAUUUAAAUGCUUAUAGAUUACAAUAAAGCCCAGAUUACCUGGCUAAAAGCUAUACCAUUUCUCUCCUUCCUAAGUACAUUAAUUAAACCUUAAUCCAUUUUAAUAUCCCAAACUGUUAGUGAGUGAGCUUGUUUAAGCUUUUUAAGAUCUCUUUAGGCAACGUGACAAGCUGAAGAACAUUGAUUUUUCAGUUGUCUCUGUCUGCACCACAUGCUGAUAAUGGCUACUGUAAGGCAGUCAUAUGUGCUGAAGGCCUCAGAGGAAUCUGCAUCACGUUCGUCCGAUCUGGACAUCAGUGUUACUGUAAUUGGCUUUAAAGCUCAACACUUUAAUGGUCUGUGUAAGAGAAUUUUCAGUGUUUUUGCAUUGUCUUUAACAUUGGAGUAUUAGGCGUUGGAGCCAUGUGUGUGCUGCAAAAUCAUGAUGAUUGUUUAAGCUCUUGAUGCAUGUCCUUAAUAUCUAAAACUGCUUUUUAUUUAUUCUUUUUUUUUUAGCUCAACUUAAGUGCCAUUGACAUUACAUGCACCAAGUUGUCACUUCACUUUUUUUGUUUCAUUUUGGUUAAAUUAUAAGAUGAUUGGAUUCCUCAGUUUGAUCUCAAUGUACUGUACUGGUUUUAACAUAUGAUUUAUUUUGCCUGGGGAACCGAAAAUAUGUACAGCUUAGAACUAAUGAAAAUAAACCAUAUAAACAUCUGAACCAGUGACUGUUGUAGUUUUUUAAUCACAUAGUGUGAGUUAAAGGCACAGCAGGGACGGACAGACAGACGGACAGAUUACUGAAUACAACUUAAACCUUAGAAUGCUAUUUCUGAGCAUUUUUAAGUUCCUUUAUUAGAUGUAGAGAUUUCUAACACUGCAAUCAAUACAGGAUUUCAAUGCCUCGUCUUGUAUGGGGAGAUGGUAGCUUAGUGGUUAUGUGGUUGGACUACUGAUCCGAAGGUUGUGAGUUCAAAUCCCAGGUUCACCAAGCUGCUACUGCUGGGGCCCUGAGCAAGGCUGGAAAUGUAAAUGUGUGUUAAACAGUUGGGUUCAGAAGAGAUCCUUAAGAGAAGAAUCUCUCUCAUUUAGAAAAGACCUGAAUUCGGAUGAUUGGUUCUGAGGGUUAAAAGCAGUCAGUGUUUGUAAGAAUUUCUCUAGAUUGUUUUAUUUAGCAGACAACAGUCGUGUGGUUCACUUUUUAUGUAAGGCAUUUUCAGACUAUAGAUCCAAAGCACAAUUUACAAUGAUUGCAUUGAACAGAUGUGUAAAAAAAUACAUUCUUUGACAAAAUAUCAUUUUUCAAAUGUAAUCAAAAGAGUAUUAAAUCGGCGUGUAUAUACCUAUAUAGUUUUGGUAUAAAAAUUGCAAUGUCUAACUGAAUCUCACUGCCAUAUAUUUAUUUACAUUGCAGUGUCCUGUGUAAAUGAGAAAAUAAGAAUCAAAGAAAUCGAAUUGAAAUGUUCUGGUGAUAUCAAUGUAAAUACAAAUGAUAUUAAAAAACAUUUUCAUAAUUAUACAAAUACUGUAUAUAAACACAUUCAUACAUAUAAAGCUUUGUACUGAAGUUUCAGAUGGUUCAUGAGCCACUGUUUCCUGUUCAUCAUCUUCCCAGUGAGUCCUUAAUAAAGUUUCAUGUCUA
Hemibagrus wyckioides is the source of this 4932-nucleotide messenger RNA. It is a transcript of the gene kcnab2b, whose product is annotated as potassium voltage-gated channel subfamily A regulatory beta subunit 2b. The transcript is spliced from 14 exons. Bases 483 to 1676 code for a protein of 397 amino acids. Lineage: Eukaryota; Metazoa; Chordata; Actinopteri; Siluriformes; Bagridae. Gene Ontology annotation, molecular function: transmembrane transporter binding; voltage-gated potassium channel activity; potassium channel regulator activity. Gene Ontology annotation, biological process: potassium ion transport; regulation of action potential; regulation of potassium ion transmembrane transport. The record is from RefSeq and is a predicted model, not a curated record. Gene Ontology annotation, cellular component: extrinsic component of cytoplasmic side of plasma membrane; juxtaparanode region of axon; cytoplasm.